CAACUGUCUACAUGUCAUACUCUGGCACAGCAACAUACGUCCCUCCUGAGUUUCACAUAAAGGGAAAGUACCACGGCAAGCCUGCGACGGUUUGGUCACUGGGGGUUCUGUUAUUUAAAAUAGUGGCCGGAUAUUAUCCAAGUUUCUUAGAUCUGCACAUGCUCAAACUGCAUCUCUGGUCCAAAACUGGUCUGUCAAACGAAUGCUGCAGAUUGCUCCGCGCUCUCCUGCAAAUAAAGCCAAAGAACCGAAUUCAGCUGGAGGAAAUCCUUUCCACAAGUGGUUUACGGCCACCACAUAAGACCACCUCAGAAGUUGUUGUAUCUUCAGCUCUCCAAUGGUUCCUGCAAUAGUUGCAGCAGUAUCAGAGGCCCAG
Molecule: messenger RNA, 376 nt
Organism: Carassius auratus (goldfish)
Lineage: Eukaryota; Metazoa; Chordata; Actinopteri; Cypriniformes; Cyprinidae
Product: serine/threonine-protein kinase pim-2-like
Exons: 4
Coding region: 12-353 (113 amino acids)
Biological process (GO): regulation of mitotic cell cycle; negative regulation of apoptotic process; protein autophosphorylation
Cellular component (GO): cytoplasm
Molecular function (GO): protein serine/threonine kinase activity; ATP binding
Source: RefSeq, a predicted model, not a curated record